This is a messenger RNA of Rhopilema esculentum, 2628 nucleotides long. Its product is annotated as neuronal acetylcholine receptor subunit alpha-2-like. Lineage: Eukaryota; Metazoa; Cnidaria; Scyphozoa; Rhizostomeae; Rhizostomatidae. Gene Ontology annotation, biological process: monoatomic ion transmembrane transport. Gene Ontology annotation, molecular function: extracellular ligand-gated monoatomic ion channel activity; transmembrane signaling receptor activity. The record is from RefSeq and is a predicted model, not a curated record. Gene Ontology annotation, cellular component: membrane.
UAAAACAAUAGGAUUUUCACAAAAGGUGUACGAGAUUUUCUUGGGGUGAUUUGCCCCUCAGCCCACGCCACAAAUUUCAAGGUGGAGGGGCCAAGUUCUAUAAACUGAACUUAGAUUUCGUGCUUCAAAACAACAGGGCCUCUGUAAAUAGCACGUUUAGCUGUAUUUCUCUUGUGUGUCAUAACCCAUUGGCUUUUAUCAGGAUUAAAAAUUUAUAAGAACCACAAACCUACAUGUUUUAUUCGUAUUUCUUUUUCAUAAGAAGACCUCUCAAUACGGAAGGUUCUUUUGUGCGGGUUUUUUUGGCUACUGGUGUUUCUUCCUAUGUCGUCAAAGACCGUCGACAUUGUGCAGAUUCAAUUGUGAAGUAGGAAUAAGGGUAUUGACGAUUUGAAACGGUUGGGUGGCGCUAUACAGAGUGGUCUUGCGUUCCGAUUUGUUUAUUUUGCAUAGAGAUAGGAUAAUAUCUAUGUUGUUUUAAGAGAAGGAACAAAAUUUACAAAGGAAUUGCUCAGCGAAGCCAAAGAAAUAAAGACGGUUCUCAUAGCAAACAUGGUUGCCGUGUAUCGGCUUGUUUUGCUUUUAUGUUCCAAUUUUGUUGGAGUUUUUUCGAAAAAUGAAAGUGAACUGAUUACAGCACUAUUGGCAAACUAUAACACAUAUGUUAGGCCAGCUACAGAGAGCGGAAUGCCUGUCUAUGUGAGCUUUGACCUUCGACUUACGAAGCUCGUUAGGCUGGAUAUCAAGGCACAGGAAAUGGUUAUAAAUGGAAAAGUUUUGAUGAAAUGGCAAGACACAAGAUUGACCUGGAGUGCUUCGGAUUACAACGGCACCAACCGUCUUAUUGUACCAAACACACUCUUUUGGACUCCUGACAUAAUGCUUCACAACACUGCUUCUGAUACCAGUGUCUCUGGUACGGAUGUGUACAAAGCACACCUUCGGGUGAACAAUAACGGAACCGUGUUAUGGAUGUCACCGGUGACCCUUCACUCGUCUUGCGACAUUAACAUUAAGUGGUUCCCUUUUGAUUCGCAAGUUUGCGCGCUGGUUUUUGGAUCCAUCUCUAUGACAAAAGAAAUGCUCGAUUUGAAGUUCUAUAAACAGCCAGAAAGUGUUGAAGCUUUUCGAGACAAGUUUCACUAUUCAAGUGGUAUAUGGUCUGUAGGCGAGCUGAGCUCACAGUUGAUCUUCCAGGUUUAUGACUGCUGCCCUGACCCAUUUUCGCUGAUGCAGUUCAAGCUAAAGGUGGCACGGCUACCGGCCUACUAUGUCCUAUAUCUAGUCCUUCCGUGCCUCUGUCUCUGCUUCAUGUCUCUCUGCAUCUUUUUCAUACCACCUGACACUGGCGAAAGAAUAGGUUUUGGGAUAACAGUGGUUUUGGCGAUGAGCGUAUACUUGCUCGUUAUUUCAGAUAAAUUACCUGAAAAAUCUAACCAACGGCCACUUAUUGGUGUCCUCUAUAUCAUUUUGUUUUUCAUAAUGAGUGGUACUUUGCUGGCAGUUAUAUUUACAACCCACUUGGCGUUUAAAAGAACAAAGCCACCUCGGACACUACGCCAUUUCUUUUGCAAUAGGUGCCUUAAGAAGAAAAGGAAAAAAGAGAUUGACGCACAUCGCUUUGGGAAUGAACAGCCAGGGACACACAUGAACGAAAAAGGACACGAAAACCUCGAUAGAAACAACGACGAUGUUAUUGAGUUGACGCUGCAUCGGAGAAGGACCUUCUUGCGGUCGAGCUCGAAUCUUCACCGCGAGUUUGCCUUUGUGUCCCCAGAGGAGGAGAAAGAAAUUGAAAAUCAAGAUAGGUGGAAAGAAAUUGCAGAAAGCUUCGACCGAAUUUUUUUUUGGAUAUUCGCCACGCUGUCUUUUGUUGUGCCUAUCGUAACAACACUCUCCUAUAUGAAUGGAUAACAAAAUAGUGUUAAAAAACAAGUCAACUUCUGUUGCCCUACAAACGUACACACGACUUUCAAAAUAAUCUGGUAUUUUAGCAACUCGAGCAGAAAGCAGUAAUUGGUAUGAAAAUUUGAAAUACUCUGAGAAAACUUUAAAUAAUUUUCAAUACAACUCUAAUGAAACAGUUUUUCAUCAUGAAUAUCGUAAGUCAGAUAUCCUAAACAGUAGCACAGAAAAAAAAAUGUUUCUGAUAUGAGCAUCGCACAAUCCUUGAACAAUUUUCAUUGCGAAGCAUUACUUGGAAUUAAUAUAGAUUUCAAAAAGAGGCUGCAGAUUUUUAGCAAAAACAAAGCAGCCUGACCAUUUUGAUUAAGAAAUAAUUUUCACUGUACCUACUAGGGGUCAUUUCACCAUUGCAAUACAACAAGACUGGUUUUUAUUCGCAAGCUGUUAAUUUGUAGUUAACUGGUCUCGCAACAAUAAUCAGGAAUUUAUUUUAUAGCUGCAUUGGAGGGCUUUGUUAGCUGUGCGUUUCAGGCACGACUGGCCCAGGAUUAGCUGAAUAAGAUUAUCUAAAAGCAAUUUUGCCAACAAUUGACAAAAAGUGCUAAAUAUUUGUUUCAACCAACAAUUUAGCAAAAGUUUGGGCUCUCAUCCUCACGCCCUCCACACAACCGCAAUUGAAGCAUUUAACUUGAUAAACUUUAUGCAAUAGAAUAUCAGAUCAUC